AUUGAACCAACCCAAGAGUAGACGGUAGAAGGCUCUUAGAGGAUUUGGGUUUGAAUUGAGUCUUGAACAUGCAGCAGGUCAAAUCUCUUGAGAGAAAACUUGUCUAUUAUAGAUCUACACGGAAGAUUAGUCUCUAGUCUCUAGCGCAGAAAUACAGAGACUUCCACAAACAUGGUCUUUUGAACACUUUCUGUUUCAAUUCUAAGUCUAACCACAUCGGUACAUUCUUACCCGCAUAUAUAAACACAUCUGCCUCUAAUGAAUUCCCCUCCGGCGAAGUCUCCGCAUUUAAACGGCGCUCCGCCGUCGGUCCUCCUUGAUGAACUCAUUUCACAAAUUCUUUCCUUGCUUCCUGUCAAAACUCUCAUGCAGAUGAAAUGUGUUUGCAAACUAUGGAAAACCCUAAUUUCCGAUUCCGCCUUUGCCAAAUUACACCUUCAGCGAUCUCCGCGCAACACUCACCUCCUACUAAUACAAAAUUGGUCUAAUCCUGAUGAGGCCUUGGAUUGCAGUGUCGAACCCUUUCCUGUAACUAAUUUGCUAGAGGUUCGCUUCAGUCCUUUCUAUACAUAUAGGGAAAUCAACGCCAUUCCCGAUGAUCCACACUACCGAUUGAAGAAUCUAGAUUGCUGGGAGGUAGUUGGUUCAUGCAAUGGCUUGCUCUGCCUGCGCGGUUCUUCUUGGGCCCCUAAGAAUCACACCACCUGGCUCCGUUUAUGGAACCCAGCUACCAACACAUUAUCUGAAAAAUUAGGGUAUCAAACUAACUUUUAUUGCAGGUUCACAUUUGGUUAUGACAUUUCAACAGACUCUUAUAAGGCGGUGGCUUUCUCUGCCAACAAGGUGAAAGUUUUCAGGUUUGGUGAUAAUGUUUGGAGAAACAUUGAAUGUUUUCCAGUUGUUCCUUUUGACGUUGAGGCUACGCGUCUCAGUUGUCAUCCAUUUGUGUAUAAUGGUGUGUAUGUCAGUGGAGCUAUUAACUGGCUGGCUAUUAGAAAUAAGAUCGAAUAUGAAUGGAAAGAUAUUACCGUAGAUCAAUUUGUAAUUGUCUCGCUUGAUCUAGCUACGGAGACUUAUCGGGAAUUGCUGCCACCUCAGGGUUUUGUUGAAGUACCACCCGUUGAACCAUCUGUCACUGUGUUGAUGGAUUGUUUAUGCUUUUCCCACCGUUCCAAGGGAACUCAUUUUGUUUUAUGGAAGAUGAUGGAAUUUGGAGUUCAAGAGUCUUGGACUCAAUUCCUCAAAAUUAGCUUUCAGAAUCUUCGUAUUGAUCAUGGCAUUAGUGACUCGCUGGCAUAUGAUUCUCAAUUGUUCCUGCUACCAUUGUGUUCUUGUGAGAGGAGCAACACACUGAUAAUGGCAACCAAUGAACAAGGUGAUGUUUUUUCCAAUCAACGGGCAAUUCUCUUUAAUUGGAAACAUAACAGAGUAGACCUAGUUACAUCUUUCUAUAAUGAUAUAUUGUGGUUUUUUACCAAGGGUUACGUUGAAAGCUUGGUUUCCACUUGUCCUAGAGAUCCUUAAAUAUCUAUCUAUCAGCUACUGUACUGGUACUAUAGUUGAUUUGCAUACCCAGAUUUAGUGAUCAGUUUUCCAAUAAGAGGUUGGUGACAAAGGUGCAUGGAGUUGGGGUGGAGCCUGGAGGUGGGUGCAUGUGAGUGGAGCCUUUACUAUUGAAACUCAUUUUAUUAAGUUGUUUGGCCAUCAUGAUGAAAUAGAAGGAUUGUCAAGUUCUUUAACAAUAUGUUUGGAUGAAUAGUUUUAAUGUGAGAAAUAAUUUUUUUGAUAGAAUUUAAAAAUCAAAAUCCACAUGGUUUGGUAAGAAAAUAUGGUGAAUUGUUACUUGGCUUCGAUAUUUUUUAAAAUUUUCAAAUUGACCCUCUAUUUUAAAAAAUAUAUAUAAACUAGUCAUCUAUGAUUUCCAUAAAUUAUAAAUUAAUCCCUUUGAAUUUUAAAAAUUGCAAAUUAGGAUGGAGUGUUAAUUCAUUGGUUCUAGUCUCAGUAGGUCAUUAGAUCACAUAAAACGAAUAAGAAAACAUGAAAUAGGGUGAAAUAACCAAUUAUGGAGAUCAUGAUAUAAUUCCCUUUAAAUAUGAUUUGAUUUCUCUGCCAUUAUUUUUUGUUGUGCUUUUGAGUAAUUUUUAUAACGGUCUGAAUCAAAUCACAAUGGUCAAGUUAUUCGAUUCUAAGACUGCAAAAUGCAAAAUUUACCGCAUUCUUUGUCCACCUUUCUACACCCUUUUAACACAUCAAUAAUUGGCCAAAGUAGAGGAUCCUUUCUCUUCCUUAAUGAGGAUGGCUUGCAACAAGAGGAGAGAAUGGAUGAAAAUGUUGGGGGUGUUGUGAGCUUGAAUUACAAGAUGGUAUGGUGAUAAUGUAAGCUAGGAUUGCAUGCAAUGGCUCAAAAGAAAGUAAAAAAAAUGCUUAUGGAGAAACACAUAGGGAGGACAUAGAAAGAGAAACGUGAUAGCCAUCAAUCUCGUUUUUCUCAUAACACAUUGAAUUAGUUUGCUUGUUUUGUAUACAUCUCCACUUGACCACUUGUUUUGUUACAAUUUAGUUUUUUUUUUCU
Vicia villosa (hairy vetch) is the source of this 2572-nucleotide messenger RNA. Its product is annotated as F-box/kelch-repeat protein At3g23880-like. NCBI's taxonomy places the organism in Eukaryota, Viridiplantae, Streptophyta, Magnoliopsida, Fabales, Fabaceae. The record is from RefSeq and is a predicted model, not a curated record. The coding region runs from base 259 to 1524 and encodes 421 amino acids. Gene Ontology annotation, molecular function: protein binding. The transcript has 2 exons.